Molecule: messenger RNA, 777 nt
Organism: Aspergillus calidoustus
Lineage: Eukaryota; Fungi; Ascomycota; Eurotiomycetes; Eurotiales; Aspergillaceae
Source: the annotation of a GenBank genome assembly
AUGGCCGGCCGUCUCGCAGCAGUCAGCGUCGCCCUGCUGUUGGCUCUUGUCGCAGUAUACUUCCAGCAGUUACUGAAUGACUUUCUCGUUCCCCGACCAACAGUUGUCGAUUCCGCCCGAGAUAUAACGUACAUUGGUAGUCGAUCAGCCUCAGUUGAGCAUUUCCAGAAUAUAUUCUACGCGGAGGAACCCACGGGAAAGCGACGAUUUGCGCCGCCAGUUCCGAUCAAGCAUGCAAAGGGUUCCGUCAUUGAUGCUACACAGUCCGGUGCCUGGUGCCCGCAAGGAACUGGGGAUAUACUCCCAUUCACCAGCCGAGUAACCAAUAUCAGCGAGAAUUGUUUGAGCCUGCGGAUUGCAAGACCGAAGGGUACCCAGAAGAACGCCCAGCUGCCGGUUGUAGUGUGGCUUCAUGGAGGCGGCCAUGCUCUUGGUUCAGGCUCUGAUAUCCUUUAUGAGCCCGAUGGUCUUGUGGGGCAAGCCUCUACUGACGGGACACCACUGAUUUAUGUUGCGAUCAACUAUCGCCUCGGCUUAUUCGGUUUCGCAACGAGUAGAGAAUUGGUCGAGAGGAAAGAAACAAAUGCAGGGCUUCGUGAUCAACGUGCCGCCCUAGAAUGGGUUCGUGAUAAUAUCGAGUCAUUCGGUGGUGACCCUAAUCAAGUUACUGCCAUUGGGCAAAGCGUGGGAUCGUCCGACAUUGGCUUGCAACUACUCGCAUUCGGAGGGGCUGAAGGUGCCCCAUUCCAACAGGCAGUGACCAGGCGUAAACUUUAA